This is a messenger RNA of Mesorhabditis belari, 351 nucleotides long. The record is from the annotation of a GenBank genome assembly. Lineage: Eukaryota; Metazoa; Nematoda; Chromadorea; Rhabditida; Rhabditidae.
AUGCUCUAUUUCUCUCAAAUCAUCCUGAUAUUUCUUUUAUUCAGUGUUAGCCACUCUUAUGUGAUCCGUAAUACAACUGCAACAAUUGUGUGUCCCAACGAACGUCUUCGUGCCUUGGUUCUUGAUUCCACAAACAAAGUUCUCAAUGAAGACGAUCACUCUAUCAAUGUCGAAUCAGCUUUGGUUGAAAUAAAGGAGUCACUCCAUGCUUUUGCACCAAAUGUUCAUUGGUUCACAUCCAUCGCCAGGUUUACUCGCUUCAAUGGCGAAAAUUCAAAAGACGUGGCCGACUUGGAUUCUUUUUGCGCAAUUUACUACUCAACCUACCAUAUUACGGUUCUUCGGGUCGCG